This is a messenger RNA of Ictidomys tridecemlineatus (thirteen-lined ground squirrel), 1773 nucleotides long. It is a transcript of the gene Mar1, whose product is annotated as syncytin-Mar1. The record is from RefSeq and is marked reviewed. NCBI's taxonomy places the organism in Eukaryota, Metazoa, Chordata, Mammalia, Rodentia, Sciuridae.
AUGUUGGUCUACCAUUUAGUUUGGUUUCCUUUGAUACUCUUAGGGAGCUCUACCCCACUCCUGCCCCAAAAGUGGAAAUCAUGUGAACCAUGUGUCCAAUCAAUCUAUUAUAAUGAAGGGGUGAUUCAAACUAUAUAUUUAGGACCUGCCCCACCAGAAAGAUGCUAUAAGAGCAUGACUGUUUGUCUCUGGGAAAGAAAAAGAGUCUACAUGGCUUGGAUUGAAUCCCAAUAUAAGGGGGAUAUAAUUUGCCCAGGGAAUUUCCCCCCUACCAAUGGAAUUUGGUAUUGCUGGCCGCUGGAUCCUCAGCCUCUGACAUGGGAAAACUUUGUAAAAAGUGAUUCAAGUUCGAUUGCUCCAAGACCCACCGUAAGUCCUAGCCCUGCUGCUAAACUAUAUGAGGGAUUAAGUCCAAAUCUCAACUUUCCUUCUUUGGGGAAAAAUCUCUUUCUGGACCUAGCAGAAAGAAUAGCUAAAAGCCUUGAGGUUAAAAACUGUUGGGUGUGUGGAGGGGCCCUGAUGAGUGAAGAAUGGCCCUGGACCGGAACAAGUCUAGAUGCUUACUCCUUACUACUGUGGAAUAAGACUCAUGUGGAACUAAAAAUUGAAAGGCCCCAGGGCUGGGUCCUCACUUCAGAAGUACUUGGUCAGGAAUGUAUUGGAAGGUUUGGACCUCAACACACCCAGUGGGUAGGGGAAACCCCGUGUAACAGAAUAUUGUUCUGGAACGCCACCUGGUGGCCUCAAAAACCUACUUGGUUUUGGGCAGAUAAACCACAUUGGCUGGGGAUUAGGGGUCUUAUAUGCAAAAAGCCCUUAAAGAAAAGAGUUCUUUUUAACUGUACCACUUCAGACACUAGCCAAAUCAGUUCUUUUCGGAGCAUCCCUGAGAUCCACAAAUUCUGGAACAAUCCAGCCUCCUCUAAUUGGAAAGCACCUGAUGGACUAUUUUGGAUCUGUGGAAAAAAGGCCUAUACCCACCUCCCAACAAACUGGAGGGGAACCUGCACUAUUGGUACUAUUAAACCUGGAUUUUUCCUGUUGCCAAAUACAACUGGAAAAGACCUAGGGAUCCCCUUGUAUGAGGACCUAGGGCCAAGGAAAAAGAGGUCCAUUGGGAAAGGACUUGAUCUAGGAGGUCAACAAUCUUGGGCUGAGGAUGACUGGCCACCUCAGAGAAUUAUUGCCACUUAUGGUCCCGCUACCUGGGCACAGGAUGGCAGUUGGGGCUAUAGAACUCCUAUUUACAUGCUAAACAGGAUCAUUCGCCUACAAGCUGUACUAGAAAUUAUUACUAAUCAGACUGCCACAGCCUUUGACCUCCUAGCCACACAACAAACACAGAUGAGAGCAGCUAUCUAUCAAAACCGCUUGGCAUUAGAUUACCUACUGGCUGAGGAAGGGGGAGUGUGUGGAAAGUUCAACAGCUCAGACUGUUGCAUCCAAAUAGAUGACAAUGGACAGGCAGUCAAAGACAUAGCCAGAAACAUAAGAAAACUAGCACAUGUGCCAGUUCAAACCUGGAAGGGUUUUAAAGCUUGGGAUCCAAGCUCACUGUUUGGAGGAUGGUUUUCAACUCUUGGUGGAUUUAAAAGCUUAAUUGGUAUAGUAGGUCUUCUACUAUUAACUUGUUUAUUGCUCCCAUGUUUGGCUCCCCUGUGCAUUAAAACUAUUGGGUCUACUAUGGAAGCAGCUAUUGAAAGAAGGACAACAAAUAAGAUUUUGGCAUUAUAUAAGACUUUAAGGCAAGAAGGUGAUAAUGAUGCUCUUUAA